AUGCCUUCCCACAAAAACAAGCAAAAGUUUGUCCCAGACAAGGACCAAGAGAUUUUUAUUAGCAGUUUUGCGAAAGAAGAGCUAGUGUUAGUGGCAGGACCUGGGGCAGGGAAAACUACGGGCCUAUGUGCGUUCAUUGCCAGUAUUAUGAAGCCGGCUAGGAUACUCGUCCUUAUGUACAACAAAAAGGCUCGAGACGAUUUUGAGAAAAGACUUAAAGCAUUCAGGGUUCCCGCCCGCAGUAAGAAAAACAUCAUUGCGAAAUGGAUCAAAGGUUGCUACGUGGUGACCUUUCACGAAUACGGUUACUGGUCUCGACUGCAACCCCUCGGUGAAAGACUAGAUGAAAAUAACAAGCGGAGCUAUCAACUUUCUGAAGAACGAGCGGCCUGCAUUCCACGACUCGAGAGUGAAAUAUGGGACUGGGUCAUCGUGGACGAGGCCCAGGACGUUACAACAGAGCUGUCCCCGUUUAUAGACCAAUUGCGUCCUCCUUCUUCUUCACACUUAGUGAUAGCAGGGGAUCCACGCCAGGAGCUCUACACUGGCGCAUACUGGUUCUCUAAUUUUCUUAAGUCGGUGGAUCCAUCCAAUGUCGUGUACCUCUCGUAUAACCAUAGAUCCGCUCCACGUAUUGUUGCCUUUCUUAAUGCGUUCAGUGCCCUUCACUUUCCGACUCUCCAUCGCCAACAGACUGCCACACGCACUGACAUGACCGGCACUGUAACAAUUGCGUCGCCUAAUGUUUACAACUCUCUUUCACUAGAGGGCAAGAUUAUCGGAACAAAGAUAAAAACGUACAGCCCCCAUGAGAUAUUUGUCAUUGGCCCCGUGUCUGUAAAGCACUAUGGCUGCCAUGAGUUGGUCCUCAACAUUCGUGAACGGUCCUACCGCCAUGACUCCCGUAAUCAAAUCAUUGUGUACAAUGAAGACAUGGGCAAUAACGUUAAUGACGAGCAUUCGUUGGUGGUAGGGACUGCGUGUAAGCUCAAGGGUCGAGAAAGAAAAAGUGUGGUGGUGAUGAAACCCAACGCUAAGUACCAGAAACUCCUCUCUCGUGUGUCUCUCAUCAAAAGACUGUAUGUUGCCCUCUCUAGGGCACAAAACGACUUACUGGUUGUUUUUGAGAAGGAUUUCCAGUACUUUCCGUUUUUUGAUGCUAUCCCCAAAAGUCUCCUGCAAACUGAUUUGGUAACUAAGAAAGCAUUUUUCCCUCCUCCCCUCCCUGCUGUAUACCCUGACUACCGGAGCUCCAAAAUGAUACUGAAAGUGAGGGACAACUUAGCCACAGCGAUAGAAUGGUGGAAACCAGUCGUUUCUGAUGAUAAAAACGCUAUUCCAUGUUUGUCUAUUAUCAUAAAAAAUGACCCAGACUUCGUUGAACUCUUCGUGAAAGCGUUCAUUGCAACACAUUGUGGUAUCGAAUGGGACACUAUUACUAUGAAAAGCGCAGAAAAAAACAGAAGGAAAGAACUGCUUGAACCAUCUGAGCGGCUGCAACAUUAUACUCUUUCGUAUGACACACUUAGACCGUAUGUCGAGAAAAUUCUUACUAGUCUGUCUAUCGAAAAAUUACAGUGGUACCGCAAAGAAGUACACAUUGACAUCUUUCCCCAUAAAGGGGGGGCACACAUCGGAAAACUGAUUGGUGCUGUAGAUUUCGCCUCCUGCGAUGAGAACGAUGACAUCGUGGGGAUUGUUGAAAUGAACCAUACUACACCACGUCCGUCCCAUUAUAUCGAAGCCGCUAUUUAUGCUUCUAUGACAGGGUGUUCGAGAGCCUAUUUGUUGAAUACGAAAGAGCACCCAAAAAAGAAUGGCAUGGCUCCUUGCGAUGUCGGCCAUUUCCGUGAAGUUUUACCGCUCCCACUCGAUGAGGUAAAAGAUGUUACUCGUGCACUGUUUGCAUUGAGCCUUUCUGUUAUGGCAUCGCAAUAUAACCCAUGCCUGUCGGAACAUUACCCCCCAAAUAAACACUAUAUCGCUGUUGAUGUAUCAUUUGACGAGACUGCCGCAUUGGCCUUUGUCCCGGGCACAGACUCUAUACUCGGUCUAUACCACAGAGAAAAUACGGAUGACGCAGAAUCUUUUGCUGAGUUCUAUCAGUGGGUAAAAACUAAUGCCGCCGUGUUCACUUUUCUGUAUUGGUCGAAGGCUUCUUUUCUCUUAGUUGAGAAAAUUUCGGCAUUCUUGUCUGUGCUGGGUACCAAAGUAGAUACUAUUGAUGUGCGUUCAUACUAUAUUGAGUGGACAAAAAGAACACCUAUUCCACAGUCAACUCUUUCCAUCGAAGGUUUAUUUACCGAAGAAGGACCGUCUCAUGAGCUAGUGGAGCUGGACGAUGCUAUUUCUGCCGUAUUGGGAAAAAAUACACCAUAUGGCCAAAACUGUGCGUACGAAUAUGCUGUGAUGAUUGCUAGCGUUUUUAAUGGAGUUAGUAACAUCAACGGCAUUGUCUGA
Molecule: messenger RNA, 2460 nt
Organism: Rhizophagus irregularis DAOM 181602=DAOM 197198
Lineage: Eukaryota; Fungi; Glomeromycota; Glomeromycetes; Glomerales; Glomeraceae
Biological process (GO): recombinational repair
Molecular function (GO): 3'-5' DNA helicase activity; ATP binding; DNA binding
Source: RefSeq, a predicted model, not a curated record